GCUUGGCUGGCGUCACCAGGACAACGGGCGUCGCCGGCGCCGUGUGACUUCAGGCUGUGGGCUCGCUCGCGGCUCUUCGGCCAUGGUUUUCUCAAACAAUGAUGAAGGCCUUAUUAACAAAAAGUUACCCAAAGAACUUCUGUUAAGAAUAUUUUCCUUCUUGGAUAUAGUAACUUUGUGCCGAUGUGCACAGAUUUCCAAGGCUUGGAACAUCUUAGCCCUGGAUGGAAGCAAUUGGCAAAGAAUAGAUCUUUUUAACUUUCAAACAGAUGUAGAGGGUCGAGUGGUGGAAAAUAUCUCGAAGCGAUGCGGUGGAUUCCUGAGGAAGCUCAGCUUGCGAGGCUGCAUUGGUGUUGGGGAUUCCUCCUUGAAGACCUUUGCACAGAACUGCCGAAACAUUGAACAUUUGAACCUCAAUGGGUGCACAAAAAUCACGGACAGCACGUGUUAUAGCCUUAGCAGAUUCUGUUCCAAGCUGAAACAUCUGGAUCUGACCUCCUGUGUGUCUAUUACAAACAGCUCCUUGAAGGGGAUCAGUGAGGGCUGCCGAAACCUGGAGUACCUGAACCUCUCUUGGUGUGAUCAGAUCACGAAGGAUGGCAUCGAGGCACUGGUACGAGGUUGUCGAGGCCUGAAAGCCCUGCUCCUGAGGGGCUGCACACAGUUAGAAGAUGAAGCUCUGAAACACAUUCAGAAUUACUGCCAUGAGCUUGUGAGCCUCAACUUGCAGUCCUGCUCACGUAUCACAGAUGAAGGUGUGGUGCAGAUAUGCAGGGGCUGUCACCGGCUGCAGGCUCUCUGUCUUUCGGGUUGCAGCAACCUCACAGAUGCCUCUCUUACAGCCCUGGGUUUGAACUGCCCACGACUGCAAAUUUUGGAGGCUGCCCGAUGCUCCCAUUUGACUGACGCAGGUUUUACACUUUUAGCUCGGAAUUGCCACGAAUUGGAGAAGAUGGAUCUUGAAGAAUGCAUCCUGAUAACCGACAGCACACUCAUCCAGCUCUCCAUUCACUGUCCUAAACUGCAAGCCCUGGUGAGUCAGUUUUCUGACAUUAUUCACCUGUUAAAGAUGAAAGAGCCCUACCACCACAGCAAGAAGCUGUUUGGGUUCUCUUUCUGUAAGAGCCUGUCCCACUGUGAACUCAUCACAGAUGAUGGGAUCCUGCACCUGAGCAACAGCACCUGUGGCCAUGAGAGGCUGCGGGUACUGGAGUUGGACAACUGCCUUCUCAUCACUGAUGUGGCCCUGGAACACCUAGAGAACUGCCGAGGCCUGGAGCGCCUUGAGCUGUACGACUGCCAGCAGGUUACCCGUGCAGGCAUCAAGCGGAUGCGGGCUCAGCUCCCUCAUGUCAAAGUCCACGCCUACUUUGCUCCCGUCACCCCACCGACAGCAGUGGCAGGAAGUGGACAGCGACUGUGCAGGUGCUGUGUCAUUCUCUGACAGCAGCUGCCUGGGCCCAAGGGGUGAUGAGGCAUCCUUUCCUCUAGAAGACCUGAGUCUUCCUGACCUACUCCACCAUCACCCAAUCUAUUGAUUCUCCAUUGGGAAAGGCAUUUACAGGUAAAAGACUUCUGUAUGGAUUGCAGUAACUCUGGUGAUAGUUUUCACCUUUAUUCUGCUGUGAAACAAUCAAAGCCUUGUGUCAGUUAACACGUGACAAGUGGUCUCAAUGCAGCUAGGACCAUGCCAGAAACCUGGAUCUCUUAAGAGAUUGGUACCUACCCAGGUACAAAAGUUCUGCCCUUGGCAUUAUCAGCAUUCCUCAAAAAGACCAUCAGUGUUAGCACAAACUGAGCAGAAAAAAUAAGCUGUUGAUUUUCUACCUGAUACUUAAGCCAGUGGCCUACUUUAAUUCAUAAUUCCAUUUUGAUUAGCAGGACUUUUCCACUUUGAAGAUAAAAGAGCAACUUUAUCAAAGUGACUGUACUGCAAAUUCAUAAUGCCUGAUAGUUAUAUAUGUAGAGACUUACGUGGAAGGCAUGUUAAUAGGUUUCCAUGAGACACCAAAGAAAAGAGGACUCUAUACUGGGUGGAGCAGGGCCUUCACCUUUUUGUUUCUGUCAGUCAACUUGUCAUAUACACCUCCAGGGACCAAAAACAAAAGCAGCCCAGAGUCUGUGUUGCCUGAUUGGAAAGUAGAAGCUCUGGUGUAUGCUACAGCACAUAAUGCAUUUUUAUUAAAGGAAAAAAGCUAAUUAUG
This is a messenger RNA of Symphalangus syndactylus (siamang), 2204 nucleotides long. It is a transcript of the gene FBXL2, whose product is annotated as F-box and leucine rich repeat protein 2. The record is from RefSeq and is a predicted model, not a curated record. NCBI's taxonomy places the organism in Eukaryota, Metazoa, Chordata, Mammalia, Primates, Hylobatidae. Gene Ontology annotation, cellular component: cytoplasm. Gene Ontology annotation, molecular function: protein binding.